This is a messenger RNA of Mya arenaria, 5830 nucleotides long. RefSeq lists its product as uncharacterized. The transcript is spliced from 9 exons. Lineage: Eukaryota; Metazoa; Mollusca; Bivalvia; Myida; Myidae. Gene Ontology annotation, cellular component: membrane; cell surface. Bases 149 to 1456 code for a protein of 435 amino acids. The record is from RefSeq and is a predicted model, not a curated record. Gene Ontology annotation, biological process: cell migration.
GGAUGAAUAUAUUAAUGGCUGAAGAAGUAGUCCGUUAAUAACUUGGAAAACACAGAGAAAGAUAGUGUCUUGAACAAUUUUACGUUUUUAUUGACAUUUUGUGAUACUUUGUGUUUAUUUUCUAAUCUGACAAGUAAAUAAGUGUGUGAUGAAAAGUUUGUUGCUUUGGAUAGGAGUCUGUGUGCUCUUGUUAGCCGUACAGAUCGAAGCAAAUUCGAAAAACACACAGAAAUUCUGGGAUCUGUUUUCAUCUUCAACCAAUGAAGCAGCAUCCUCAAAUAAUCAAGAUGACCUUGUUUUGGAGGAGGAGGGAAGUGGUGUAACACCUGUGAAUCCAGGACAUGAGGAUGACGAAGACAAUGACAUUGAAGACUACUCCGGAGAUGAAUUCCCAGACGUGGACAUUGACGGAAAUGAUGAUGAGGACACAGAUAAUACAGACAUAACUUUUAACGAGAAAGAAAAGGAGAAAGACAAGAAGCCAUUGCCAGUGACGGACGAUGAAGAUGAAGAUGAAGAUGAUCUAAAUGUUGGAAGUGGAAGCGGUGACUUCGAGGCAACAACUACUGAAGAGCCCUCUACAACUGAGGAAGAUAUCGACAUUGACAUCCCAACCACACCAGCCCGGCAGUUGACCCCAUGUGAGAAUCUUCGAAACACAGCCAUGAAUCGUGCAGCCUUUGUUCCUGAUUGUGAAUCUGAUGGAGCCUUCAAGAAGCAGCAGUGUACCGUGGACAUCACUUCGAAGGGGAAAUACUGUUGGUGUGUUGACCCCAAUGGUGUGGAAAUCACUGGCACGCGCAUGUCGGCACCAAAACAUCCUGAUUGUGACUUCGGUGAGAACCUGAGCACAUGCGUGUUCCAGCUCGUGCAGCACAGCCAGGGUCUCCUGGGAGCUUACAAGCCUAAGUGCUCGCUCGCAGGGGAGUACGAGCCCUUGCAGUGCUUUGAGCGAGAGUGUUGGUGCGUCGACAAGAUGGGUAAUGAGAUACCAAAAACACUCCGCAACAGCUCUGCCACAGCAAUGCCCAAUUGUGAAAAUGUCGGGAUGAAAACCCCAGAAGCCACCGAGCCACCGAAAGUCAUCUCAGAAGGCAAGCCCAUCUCUUAUCUCCCACCAGACGAUGAUGUUCCGCCUGUUGUUAUUAGUCCCGGGGAUCCUAAUGAGCCAGAGAUCGUAUUGGAUGAAGAAAGUGGUGGCGAAAACUACAAGGAGAACAACAAUUUGGGCGCGUAUUCCCCGACAAAACAUGAAGAGCAAACCUUACUUGCGAGGCCAGGCCUUUUAGCAGCUGUGAUCGGAGGCGCAGUGGUAGGGUUGUUAUGUAUGGUCCUACUGGUGAUGUUUAUCGUGUACCGUAUGAGGAAAAAGGACGAGGGAAGCUACCCACUCGACGAGCAGAAAUACCAGAAUUAUUCGUACACAAAAGCCCCGGACAAGGAAUUCUAUGCUUGAACAGGUCCGGACAGUGUGUAGUUAAUCUGUAAUCUGUUAUAUGUAAUAAUCAUGAUUACUGAAACUUAUGUUACCAAAUAGUUUUUCGAAUUCUGUUUUUAAUAUGUAAUAAUGACGAAUAUUUGGGAUCGUCAAGUAGAUUUUCGAAAUCAUGAUAAUAUCUUUAUCUGUUAAUCAUCAAUAUAAAAAUCUGUUAAGAUUUUUUUCAAAUACCGGGUAUUUUACUAGACAGGUUUCAAUUUACUGGUCCAGGAAUCUAAUGGACUUUUUAUUUGGUUGUUUAGAAUCAGUUUACUGAACUAGGUGAUUUUUUGUACAAAUACGAGUUUGUGCCAUUUUUAUCCGUUGUACUAACUCACUCACAACAGAACAAGAAGGAGUUGUCUUCUUUGAUUCGUAAGAAUUGUUUUUAGAUAUGAAAAAUUAAGAGUUAAAGAAGUGCUGAUUAUCUCAAAGAUCAUAAGAAAUCGUGUUUUUUGGAUUGCAAGGGUAAAAGAUUGGAUGCUUAAGAUCUGUGACUGUUAUACAAUGCAAUUGGAACAAACAUUGAACAGACCUACAUAGGGCUGAAGGGGACAGAUUCCAAUGAAAAGUAAAGCCAGUAUAACACAGUCAUGGUAGCCCUAUUCACAUUUCUUAUGUAACCAAAGAGUUCGAUCAUUCAAAGAUGAUGUUUCACGGUUUUGUAUACAACACCUGUUGUUUUUCAAUCAUUUGAAGAUUCUGUGUUGUGUAAAACAGUGAAAUAUGCUCUUAAGUGUUUCAAAUCUUUCAUCUUUUCUGGACAAAGAGAUUGUUGUUCUACAUCUCUGCUGUCAAGUUAUUUAAAUAUUAAAAUUUGGUCACAAUGGAAACACAAAUUUAAUUUCACUGCAGAACUUAACAGUUGUAGUUUGAAAAUUGUAAUUUUCUUAGAAAUCUUGUUUCGACUAUUUGACUAGUUUCAUUAAGAGUUAUUUGGGAAUGUGAAUAGAACAGUUAUGACCUUUACCCUAAUGGUCAUAUUGAAAGGUCAAGGUCACUGGAAGACAAUAUAGCAGAUUGUGAUACCUCACGAGUGUAUAUAGAGAAUGGAAAGGCACAGCCAGUUGCACUAGCACAACCAACUGUAUUGAGUCACUAUAUAGCUAUUUAUUAAACAGAAAUUAACGUGUCCCAUGUAACUGAUUUCUUCCGUUCUUUCGAUAUUAGCCAUACACUUUCUUGAACGUUACAGAAUGUGAAAAGGUAUAGAGAUCUGAACUUAGGUUUGACAUUGUGAAUGGAAGGUGGAUUCACAAGUUGACCUUUUUUUGGCUGACUCCUUCGUUGUAAAACAUUCCAUUCAUAAAUAUGGACAAAUAUGAUUACUUGUUGGCAUAGAAAUAGCGUCUGAAGAAAAAUAAGAUGGUUAAAUAGUUUUAUUUCAUAUAUAUGUCUUUUGUCAAAUAUAUAUUUCUCCAUUUAGAUUCAUAAAUUAAAACAAAUUCUGCUGUCACUAUGGGAACAAGAAAUCAACUACAUUUUAAGGCCAUAAGUUCAUAAUCAAGAGAAAUAGAGUUUAAAUUGAAUCAUGUUUACAAUGUGUCUUUGUAUUAUUUUUGUCUUAAAACUGUACCACAAAAGAAAAGGGCUAUAUGUUUGGUGUAUAUUGUAAGAAGUUGUCUGAAUGCCAAGAUUUUUUUGUGCACUGAGUACAAAUGAAUUGUUUUGUCUUAUUUACGCCCCGAGUGGUGUCAUUUCGAACAUAACUUGGUAAAUUGAUGUUACUUUUAUAAAUAGUUGUAUUGAUUUUUUGGGCAAAAUAAGUGGAGAAAUUUUUUCAAACCCAUUAGAAUAGGUUAGUGAUGGUAUGUUAUUUUUUUAUUUGAUAAUUGUAAUUAUCCUGUAUUAUUUGUGUAUAACUACCUCUUAUUUUUAAGAGCCAGCUUUGAAUUAAACUUAUGAAAUCAUGGAACACAGCACUAAGACCGAGAAACAUGCUCCACCAAGUGUAUAUAUGUUGGUGUGUUUUCAAAUGAAAUUGUCAAUGUUUUGUAUGUCGGAGAAGCCUUGUGAUAUAAUGUUUUGUAAUUCAAAUACAAUGUGUUUUUUCUGCUGUUUUGUAUAAAAACUGGAAUGAAAGUGAUUCAUGACACAAAAGCAACGUACAAUUACAGCAUACUCUGAAGAUAUGUUUAACAGUACCAAUAAUUUUAAUAAUUUCAUUUAAUGAGCAGUUAUUUCUAUCGAGCAUGAAAAAGUUUGAUGCGAAUAAAUUUUAAAAUAUAAAGCAUACAAUUUGAAUGAUAAUGGUUGAUAUGCUUAUUAUUGAACAAUAUGUAUGUGAUAUUGUUUUCUUUUCAUUUAAGUGUUGUGAUCUGUCUUCUGCUAUUUUUAUGGUCGAAAAUAUUGCAAAAUUGAAAAUACACUUAAAAUAGCGCAAAAAUGUAUAACGUAAUAAUCAGUGGUGCUUUACACAAGCCACUAUUUUACGUAAAAAAGUAUUCAAAAGAAAAACUAACAAUGGAAUCUGGUAUCAGGAAUUGUUGAGAUAUGUCCAAUCAAAGAUGCUUUUCGAUGUACAUGUAUAUGAAUAUCAAUCAUGUGUCAAAAUUAUAUACUGAACAAAUAUUUGUUGGGGAGUAUAAAAUCAGGACUGCUUAUUCUUGUAAAUAGCUUUAUUGUAAUAAUAUUAUGGAUUGUUAUAUGACACAGAAAAAAAAUGUAGAAACAGUAAUCUUAUUAAUCAUGUAUAAUUUUCUGUGUAAUGUACCAAGCUAUGUUAUUUUUCAUUGUAUAUAGUGUUUGUUAUUCAACAUUACAAAUCAUGAUCAUUUUUUUUUUGCCGCACAAGUGAGAUAACUUGGAUGGUUUUGAGGGGAUCGUUUUUCCCCUGUUGAUGAAAAACAGAAAGAAAAUAUUUUUUAAGUUGGUUGUGUUCUCUUAAUUAGAAAACUUACUGUACUCUGAUCUCGUUUUUCUGAGUUAUAAUCUAUCUUUUAUUUAAAAAAAAAGAGGAAUAAACCAAGCAAUUUUGUUUUAUGAUUAAAGUUUGGUUGUGAAAAGUAUGUUUACUUCUGUAUCAUAAUGAAUUGUUAUUUAAUAUUUUAUGAUUUACAAAGAUAUGACUUUUAUUUUUAUUUGGUUGACUGAAAUCUUAUUUGAUAUGUUUUUUCCCUGACUAUGCAUACAAGGUUAUGUUGUCUAUAUGGAUGACCUUAAUCAACAACUAUGUGGUUAAGUUUGAAUGAAAAGAGUCAAGAUCUUGUAAACAAAACUUUUAUGGCCUGUUUAGUGUGGUCAAAGUUUGGUUGUAAUACAGUAGAAAUAUAUUUCACCUGUAAUCAUAUUUUCAGAACAUCUUCAUUUUAAUUUGGCCAGUUUUAGAAAUAAAAUAUGCUUAUAAGUAAAUAAAAAAAUUAUGUUGUCCAUAGAUACAAUUACCUGUCUUUGAUUUGGUGCAUCUUCAGAUUUGUUGAACAAUUCUAUUUUUAUUUUCUCACUUGAUUUUGAAUAAGCUGUAAACAUAAAAUAAACAUCUUUAAUGGUCUACUUAUGAGCAAUGUGCCCUUCAUAUCAAUGUCUGUACAACAAUUUACAUGACACCAAGGCUCUCGGACUUGAAUACAUGUAUUCAUCAUUACUUAUCUAAUGAAAUGAUAGCAAAACCAUGGAUACACAAAAUCAGGAGUUUGUGUCCACGGCUGGAGCAAUGAUUAUCCAAUUUUUACGUCCUGUCAAUUACAAUUAAAUACUGUGUAAAUUACAAUUGAUAAUCAUGUCAAUAAUAUGAAUUACAAUUAAAUAUCAAUUAUGUCAAUUAAAAUUAAAACUAAUUAUGUCAGUUGCUCCAUUCAGGAAAGUGGAUGCAUUUUAUACUAGUAUGUAUAUACUUACGAUUUUUUUAUUUGUAAAACUAAAUUUUUAAAGUCAUGUUAUAUUUCAUUGGUUGUAUAAUGAUUGUUUGUAUCAUAUAUUUGUUGUAUUGUCACUGAUAAGAAGGGCCACACACAUUGUUGGAUCAAGUUUCUCCUUCUAAAAAUCCAUUUUGUAUUUUGCAUCCAUCCUCAUUUUUGUAUUGUAUGUCAUUAAACAUAUUACACACCCUGUUUGUAUGAGUAUAAGUAGACACAGAAAUGUCCUGUUUAAAUGUCCCUUUUAAAUUUCUGUUGGAAUAUUAUUAUAAUAGUUAUAUAAACUGUUGAUUUACCUAUGUUUUAACUUGAAAAUCAGUUCAUUUUAAAGGUAUUAUUUGGUUAACUUAUUCUGUAUUUGCAUGAACUUGUUCAUAGUGUUAACUAAAAAUUUAAUUUCGAUAAACAGUUACUUCGUACUGUAUUUUAAGUAUUUUUUCUAGUUUCAAAUAAUUGUAUUUAAACUUUUACUGUUCAUUGAUUAAAGACAUUUCUUUAU